Mucor mucedo is the source of this 1751-nucleotide messenger RNA. RefSeq names its product EAP30/Vps36 family-domain-containing protein. The transcript is spliced from 5 exons. Gene Ontology annotation, biological process: protein transport to vacuole involved in ubiquitin-dependent protein catabolic process via the multivesicular body sorting pathway. Gene Ontology annotation, cellular component: ESCRT II complex; late endosome membrane. The record is from RefSeq and is a predicted model, not a curated record. Bases 79 to 1506 code for a protein of 475 amino acids. Lineage: Eukaryota; Fungi; Mucoromycota; Mucoromycetes; Mucorales; Mucoraceae. Gene Ontology annotation, molecular function: ubiquitin binding; phosphatidylinositol-3-phosphate binding.
UGGCUUAGAUUUCAAGGUCAUUUAAGGCUCUGAUUUUUUUUGCUGUCUCUCGUUUUCUGUCCCUCUUUUUCCUUGUUAAUGAAAUACUUCCAACCCACCAUCUUAUCAUCGUCUCGUCGACCUGAAUUACAAGCCAAUGAAAGCUUACUUUUACAACAAGGACAUGUAGGGCUUUACGAAGGAAAGGUCAAGCUCGACCACUAUCAAGAUGGUGUAUGUUAUCUGACUUCACACCGUAUUAUUUACGUUGAUAAUGUUAAUCCUUUAGAAUACUCUAUUGAGCUUGGUUUGUACCUUGUCAAAGAUAUCGAAGCUUAUAGCGGAUUUCUUCGAUCAUCACCCAAGAUUAUUAUCAAUAUUGAUACCAGCGUCAGUAUAAAAAGUACAAUGGAUGGAGAGGCAUCCAAUGGUCCUGUAUGGGCAUGUUCCAUAUGUUCCUACUUGAACAAAGGGUCUUCUGAGCAAUGUGAAUUAUGCGGUGUAAAGUCCAGCAAUGCCACGGUUGAGCCUGUGACAACAACAGAGACAGUUACCAAUGGAGAUAGCAGUGUUUGCACAACAUGUACUUUUAUCAACCACCCUAGUAUGAUACAGUGUGAGAUGUGCGGCGCGGACCUUCCUAAAGAAAUCAUACCCACUGUCACCACAAGUACCACUUCCUCCUUAUCCGCCGAUAUUUCUGUCAAUAGUGCGCAAAUACGUCUAUCCUUUCGAAAGGGCGGGCAACCGGCCUUUUUGGCUAAAUUAAAAGGGGCUGUAGCAGAAAGACAAUGGGAAAAGAAAACCGUCGUGCCUGAACCUUCAGUAAAGAAACGUGGUGUUGGUAUAACGGCUAUCGAAGAUCGUAUCCAAAAAUCUACACUGGAGGCCACGGAGACAAUGACGGACGCCUUCCAAGAUUUAGACAGACUUAUGACGAAAGCCACGGAAAUGGUCGGACUAGCCGAAUCCAUCUCCAACAAGGUGAGUAAAGACGCUAGCAACGAUGAGAACGAGCUUUCGACCUUGCGUACCCAUCUCUUAAACCUUGGUAUCGCCUCGCCCGUGACACGCGGUACAGCAGGAUCUAUCUAUCACCAAGAGCUUGCACGAGAACUUGCUGAUUUCCUCGCCAAAUUGUUUAAACAGGACGAUAUUAAAUCCUUGACGGAUGUCUAUUGUUUAUUUAACCGAGCUCGGGGUGUUGCCUUGAUCUCACCAGAGGAUUUGUACAAGGCCAGUCAACAGUUUGAAUCUCUCAAGUUACCAUUUCAGCUACGUAAAUUCUCGAGUGGCUUGCUCGUGAUUCAGUCCUUGGAUAUGAACGAUAGUCGUGCUGCUUCUCGUAUCUUGAAACAUGUCAAGGAACGCGGCCCACUUUCCGCUAUGCAGUUGGCAGAGAUAGAAAAAUUGGCUCUGGCAGUGGCGUCGGAACAAUUGAUCGUGACGGAGCGUAUGGGUUUGAUUUGUCGGGAUGAAGGUCCUGCUGGCUUGACCUUUUAUGAAAAUUUGUUUUUAGUUUCUUGAUAAAUAGGGCCUUGUGGUGCGCGCGGGGGGUGUGGGGGAUUGCCCAGUUAAUCUCGUAUGCUUUCUUUUUGAAUUAAUUAACUGAUCUGAAAGGAAAUAUGUUGAGUGACGUAAAUAAAGGGAUUGUUUAAGAGAUGAAAGGCAUUACUUUUGUAGAAAAAACUAUUUGAUAAGCAAGUUUUUUUUAUUAUUAUUUACUUUGGAAUAGAUUAAACAAUAAACUUUCCUAAAUUUGAUAAACUUAA